Messenger RNA from Cetraspora pellucida, 984 nucleotides. NCBI's taxonomy places the organism in Eukaryota, Fungi, Glomeromycota, Glomeromycetes, Diversisporales, Gigasporaceae. The record is from the annotation of a GenBank genome assembly.
AUGUCUUCAACUUCAGUUUUAAGUCGUGCGGUUAUGAAAAAAAGUUCCGUUCCUAAGCUCCUUGAGCUUUGUUAUAAAAAAUUAAUUUCCCAUAAGCAUCUUUUAUACAAAGUGGGUAAAGCACCUUACUACUUGUUAAAGCGAGUCCUUCGACAUUGCACUCCGGAUGAAUUAAGGAGUUUGGAAAAAGCAAAUCCGCACCUUAUGGAUGAGGAUAUGGAAUUAUGGAAGGAUCAUUUUAUUCGAGAUCAACCAAACCUUUCAAGAAAGUUUGUUGAUUCAGAUAAUAAAGAUUGGCGUCAGCUUUAUUGGAGAUCAAAAGAAGAACAGGCGGAAAGACUAGCUAGUGCACUUGAAAAAUUACGGCAAUCUAAAAAACAACAUGAUCGACAAAAAGAAGAAAAGAAAAUAAAAAUUCUACCUGGUUGGCAAAAACUAACUCCUCUUCAAAAGUUACGACGAAAUUAUGAAAGGAGUGAUUAUUAUCGUCCAGUAUUUAAACAACAGGAAUCGAUUACAUCAGCAAAUAGUCAAGUUGCUUUAAAAAACAAUUUACGUCAUGAGCCGUAUCCUACUGUUGGACCAAUAAAUUCGCGUGUCACAAGUUCCUCUGCCACUUCUGUACAACAUCAUAGAACUAUGAACACUGCUCAAACAAGAAAACCAGUUUCAAGUGCAUCAAUUCACUCAAAUAAAUCGUCGGCACAUAUUCAACAAAAUCGAAAUGUUAAUGGUGGUAUCAUUCGCCGAACUUUAGAUUCACGGUCUUCAAUUUCGGUAACUAAACCUAACUCGCGCUCUACAUUAGCCGCCUCAACUAAAGUAAUUGCCAAGACUACAAAAUCAUCAGAUAACUCUCACGUUAUAAAGACGAAGUUGGAUGUUCGUCAACAACUUUAUCCUAAGAAUCGUUGUGAUAUUCAAAAUGCUAAAACUACUACCAUCAAAUCCUCUAAACAUUUAAAGCCUAAAAGAGUAGCUUGA